Messenger RNA from Prionailurus viverrinus (fishing cat), 5552 nucleotides. It is a transcript of the gene GTPBP2, whose product is annotated as GTP binding protein 2. Bases 35 to 1843 code for a protein of 602 amino acids. The record is from RefSeq and is a predicted model, not a curated record. Gene Ontology annotation, molecular function: translation elongation factor activity; GTPase activity; GTP binding. Gene Ontology annotation, biological process: translational elongation. NCBI's taxonomy places the organism in Eukaryota, Metazoa, Chordata, Mammalia, Carnivora, Felidae. The transcript has 12 exons.
GAGGGGCCGGGCGGGGGGCUGGCGGCAGCGGCGGAUGGACUCGCGGGUAUCGGAGCUGUUCGGCGGCUGCUGCCGGCCCGGAGGAGGCCCGGCCGUGGGCGGAACCCUUAAGGCAAGGGGGGCCGGCGGCAGCAGCGGCUGCGGGGGCCCGAAGGGGAAAAAGAAGAACGGAAGGAACAGAGGAGGCAAAGCCAACAACCCUCCGUACCUGCCCCCCGAGGCUGAAGAUGGAAACAUCGAAUAUAAACUGAAGCUGGUGAAUCCAUCCCAGUACCGCUUUGAGCACCUGGUGACACAGAUGAAGUGGCGGCUCCAGGAGGGCCGCGGUGAGGCUGUCUACCAGAUUGGGGUAGAGGACAAUGGGCUGCUGGUGGGGCUGGCCGAGGAGGAGAUGCGGGCAUCCCUCAAGACCCUACACCGGAUGGCAGAGAAGGUCGGGGCAGACAUCACUGUUCUCCGGGAGCGAGAAGUGGAUUAUGACAGCGACAUGCCCCGGAAGAUUACCGAGGUGCUGGUACGAAAGGUCCCUGACAACCAACAGUUCCUAGACCUCCGUGUGGCCGUCCUGGGCAAUGUGGACUCAGGGAAGUCGACUCUGCUUGGAGUCCUGACCCAGGGAGAGCUGGACAAUGGGCGGGGCCGGGCUCGACUCAACCUUUUCCGCCACCUGCAUGAGAUUCAGUCUGGCCGAACCUCCAGCAUCAGCUUCGAGAUCCUGGGCUUUAACAGCAAGGGAGAGGUGGUGAAUUACAGUGACUCACGGACGGCAGAAGAGAUCUGCGAAAGCAGCUCCAAGAUGAUCACCUUCAUCGACCUGGCAGGCCACCACAAGUACCUACACACCACCAUCUUUGGCCUCACCUCAUACUGCCCUGACUGCGCCCUGCUCCUCGUCAGUGCUAACACUGGGAUUGCUGGCACCACAAGGGAACAUCUGGGGCUAGCCCUGGCCCUGAAAGUGCCCUUCUUCAUCGUGGUCAGCAAGGUGGACCUGUGUGCCAAGACCACAGUGGAGAGGACGGUACGACAGCUAGAGCGGGUCCUCAAGCAACCUGGCUGCCACAAGGUCCCCAUGCUGGUCACCUCCGAGGAUGAUGCUGUCACGGCUGCCCAACAGUUUGCCCAGUCACCCAAUGUCACUCCUAUCUUCACACUGUCCAGCGUGUCUGGAGAGAGUCUGGACCUGCUCAAAGUCUUUCUGAAUAUCUUGCCACCACUUACCAACAGCAAGGAGCAGGAGGAACUCAUGCAGCAGCUGACAGAGUUUCAGGUGGAUGAAAUCUACACAGUACCAGAGGUGGGGACUGUUGUUGGAGGAACACUUUCCAGUGGGAUUUGCCGUGAGGGAGACCAGCUGGUAGUGGGCCCCACGGACGAUGGCUGCUUCCUGGAGCUGAGAGUAUGCAGCAUCCAACGCAACCGCUCUGCCUGUCGUGUGCUGCGAGCUGGUCAGGCUGCUACGUUGGCCCUCGGGGACUUUGACCGUGCACUUCUUCGCAAGGGCAUGGUGAUGGUGAGCCCCGAGAUGAAUCCCACCAUCUGCUCAGUGUUCGAGGCAGAGAUAGUUCUACUGUUCCAUGCCACCACGUUCCGGCGAGGCUUCCAGGUGACAGUACAUGUGGGCAACGUACGUCAGACAGCAGUGGUGGAAAAGAUCCAUGCCAAGGACAAGCUGCGGACAGGGGAGAAGGCAGUGGUACGUUUCCGCUUCCUGAAACACCCAGAGUACCUGAAGGUGGGCGCCAAGCUGCUGUUCCGGGAGGGUGUCACCAAGGGCAUCGGCCAUGUCACUGAUGUGCAAGCCAUUGCAGCAGGAGAGGCCCAGGCCAACAUGGGCUUCUGAACUCCUCCAGGCAGGCACAGCUCUACUGCCGUCCCCACAAUAUAUAAGGUGACUUUUGGCCAUGCUGCCCCCCCUGUUGGCGGCUCUGUGUGUUAAUAGGCUAGGGAGAGACCGGUGCUCUCUGCCCCUUGCUCCCUGCCACCUUUCUGGAGAGGUGCCAAGCUUGUUGUGGCCAGGGAGGGGCAGUCCUGAGGUUCUCAAGAAGACAGGAGAAUUCAGGGCAGUGCUCAGCAGCUUUGUGUCCACCUGGUUGGCUCAUCAACCCUGGGAACUCCACGGCCUGUCUACCAGAGGGAGCUGACCACCACCACCUUGGCCCCACUGUCUGGACUGGGCAUGAUCCGCCGGUGUGGUCCCUGCACUUCAGGAAUUGUCACAACAACUGGGGGUGGUCCUCGAAAGCACUCCUUUUUGUAUACCUCUUCUCAAGGCCAUGUAAGUUGCCCAUCUCUACUUGACUGUGGACAAAAGACAGCUGCUCCCGGGUCUGAAGCUGGCCCAGCUGGCCCAGCUGGCCCAGAGUCUGAAGAAAUGGCACAGGGGCAGUGCUCCCACCUUGUGCUGAGACAUGAGGUCUUGGCCCAGAGUCUGAAGAAAUGGCACAGGGGCAGUGCUCCCACCUUGUGCUGAGACAUGAGGUCUGUUCCUCAGCUUUGUCUCCCUUCCCUUCACUCAAGGGCCAUUCUCCAUUUUUCUGCUCAUAGGCCCCACAGGUGCUAUUUGUUGUGCUGGCCCAGGAGUGGGGCUGCCGAGCUGAGGCUUGGCAUACUGAAGGUCAGCUGCAUGUCAAUCAGUCUCGUCCCUUCCUCUGCAGUGAUUUGUUGGUUUUAAUGCUGGAUCAAACAGUGUUUUACUUUCCCAGACUAGUGACUGGGGACCUGACCCACAGCUCCCCAUCCUGCCAUCCUUUACCCCCUCCACCCUUCCUGCUCCCAUGUUAAAUCUUCCCUCUGUUGCAGGGAGCCUGGGGGAAAGGGAAAGAUGUUGCCAUAUUUCCUACACUUUAGGGCAUGGACUCCUUCCUUUCCCUUUGUUAAUGUCCUGGGUUCCCCGGACUCAGGGAUUUGUUGGUUCAGGUUUCUCUGCAUAUACAUAUAUAUAUAUAAAUAUAAAUAUAAAUAUAUACAUACAUAUAUAUAUUUAAAUACACACAUAUAUAUUGUACAGAAUAAAAAUGUUUUAUUGAAUACACUGUGCUUAUGCUUAAGAUACGGGCUCAGCUUCCAGAGCUAGAUUCCUCUUCAGGAUUAGAGACAAGUGAAACCCUAGCACCACUGAGCCCUGGAUGGAGAAAAGAGCCCAUCUGGUAUCAUUUACCAUUCUCCCUUUCCUGUCCCUCCCAUGCGAUCAGCGUUCCAGUAUUGUGACCUGGGUAUUCUGGCUUAUUUGCAUUGCUCUUGAGCAAGCAGAAUAGAAAGUGAAACCGCUGCCUUUUCAGCUGAGACAGGUAACCAGCCCGCACUUGAGGAGUUGGCCACUUGCUAUGGUCACAGUGAUGAGGAGCCCACUUCUGUGCCAUGUCAGAGAUGUGGAGAUGACGUGUGAGCCACUUAAUGAAGAGUGGAAUUUAAGAGUCACGUUAAUCUGGCCCUCACGCUGUCCCUAGCAAUGCAGAAAAGCUCGAAGUGAGGUUUACAUAGCCUAAAUUGGCUCCUUGGAACCACCUGGCCACACCUUAGUCGUUUCUUCGUGUUUCUGUGUUCAGAAUACCUGACGGUCAUGUUUUAUGGGACUGCGUUUUGAGCAGUGAUCCUUGCAAAAGAAAUUUAAUGAUAAAUGUGGCCCAAUGUCCAGCGAGGCAUUCUGUCUCCAGGGUAUUAAAGUAAAAGCUUCCUUAACUAUUCAAGCUCUGCUGCUUUUAAAAAUACCACUGGCUUGACUGGCUACUAUAAGUAGCCUGUGGUUGAAGAACUUCCUCCUGUGUCGGGGACUAAGAGCGGUUCGUUUCCGUCUGUACAGUUGCUGAUAAACGGCUAUGAGAAAAGCUUGUGUUCAGCAAAAAGGUACUAUAGCUUUCAACCAACACUGACCUUUGCAUGUCCGUCUGCUCGUACCUCCAUGGGCUUAUUGCCACUAUGCUGGGGCAGGGUUGGCAUUUCCAAGAAAAUAGGUGUGCUGCUUGUAUUGUUGUUACUGGUUACUCACUACUCCCGCCCAUCUUGGCCUCUUAUAAGUCCAGUGAAACUAAAGUUUCUACUCACAAUUUCUCUUUCCAAUCAAGCAAAGUGUUAAAAAUUUGUUUCACUUGAUCUGUACAGUACCCAAAGGAGAGUAUUGCUUCUUUAGGCUUUAAAAAACAAAACAAAACAAAACAAACUUUUCACUGGAUUAAGAAAGGAAAUUUUAGAAAAUGAUCUCAGUAUUUAAUGAGAUAUCUUCAGGAACCACUGAGCUAUACCUUGCUACAUGAAUGGAAUGUUUAGGAGGAUAAAAAGAUGUGUAACGCAGCCCCUCACCCCCAUCAGCUGUAUGUACAUUUUUACUGUUCCAGUUCUGGUAAUCAUCUAAAAUUGCUUACUUCAUAUGUUUCAUCCAAUGAAUAUCAAGUACCUAUUAUGUGCAAGAAUUCUUGCCUUCAGGAAACUAUAAAUCUAGCAGGGAAAGGGCCAUGGUACACAGCAUUCAACUACCUCAAAAGAGGAAGAUAGUUUUGAAGAGAGUUUCCUGCUAGACUCAGGGUUUUCAAAUGCUCCCCACUUUCUUCAAACUAAAUACAGACCCCUAAUUUAUAAACAAGCUUUAAAAGCAGUUGAUUUUUGUGUACACAUGAGAGAUGGGAUGUGUACACCAUUCUUCCGACCCACUUCCCCCAACACACCACCUAAUCCAGCUCAUCUUCGGUUGGGUUCUCUGUGUGACUCAAGGUUUCCUAUAUCAAAAAAGCUGACUUCCCACAUAUAAGAACAGAGAUUAAGAAUACAGUACUGUAAGGGCACCUGGGUGGCUCAGCUGGCUGAGCGUCUGACUCUUGAUUUCGACUCAGGUCAUGAUACCAGGGUCGUGGGAUUGAGUCCUGUGACAGGCUCCGUGCUGAGCAUAAAGCCUGCUUAAGAUACUCUCUCUCCCUCUAUCCCCCAACCUCUACCCUGCUCGCGCACUCUCUAAAACCAAGAAAAAGAAAAGAAAAUGGAACUAUCAGCAUGGACAAGUGCAGAAAGCUACGAUAAGCCCUAAGCUAAAUAUUCAAACAUCAAAAGGAAAGAGAUGAACAUGCCAGUGACCCUGAAAGCCAAGCACUACCUCACAUUUGUACUUUAGGGUUUAAGGAAAUGUCAUGGCCCUCUAAAAACCUGGCUUGCCAUUGGCAUCUUCUAGAUCAGUAGUCCUCAAACACCCUGGAGAAUCUUUAAUAUACAGAUUCUGGGUCAGUACAGGUGAAGGUGAGGCUGAGACAAUUUCUUAGAAGUUCCCUGAUAAUGCUGAUGCUCCUGCUCCUCAAAAUCACACUCAGACCAGCAAGAUAAUUUUUUUUUUAAGAUUUUAGUUUUAAGUAAUCUCUACACCCAGCAUGGGCUCAAACUCACAACCCUGAGAUCAGGAGUCACCAUCUGAGCCACCUAGGUGCCCUAACUAGCAAGAUCCCAGAGAGGAUCUAGUUCUGAUCGUGACUUACCCGAUCUAAACAGAGUUCCUGAACUAGUCCACGAAUACUCUCAGUCUCCAUUAGACCAAACACAAGAGAUAGAAGGACCAGUGGCUAAAAUUGUGG